Pipistrellus kuhlii (Kuhl's pipistrelle) is the source of this 1282-nucleotide messenger RNA. RefSeq names its product chromosome unknown C11orf65 homolog (gene CUNH11orf65). Lineage: Eukaryota; Metazoa; Chordata; Mammalia; Chiroptera; Vespertilionidae. Bases 128 to 973 code for a protein of 281 amino acids. The transcript has 8 exons. The record is from RefSeq and is a predicted model, not a curated record.
GGGGGCGGGGCCAAGAGGAGAAACGGAACGGAACUAGAAUCACGUCAUUUCCGCCUGCGUAGUUACCGAGGCCAGAAGCCGAGCCCCGAAGCCGAGCCCAGGCCAGCGGCGAUUGGCAGGACUUUAAAUGUAUUUUAUACAAGAAGAGGACUUUGCAAAGAGUGAUAAAGCUGCCAGAGUCAUUCAGAAGGCCUGGAAAAGGUUUAUUGCAGAGCUUCUAGAUGCUGCAGCUGGCAUUCAUGUACGGUUCAGAUUUGGUGGUGCUAAAUUUCCACCUGAAAUAUAUUAUAAAAUUUUUACUGAAAGACAUGUUGAAGAUCUGUGUGCUAAUAGCCCUAGAGAUUACACAAAACUUUCAGCAAAAUAUGCAUCUCAUACUAGAAGUGAUAAUCUUCAGAAACAGGAUCGUAGAGGCUGGUAUCAUCGUAUAGAGAACAAUGGUUGGAGGCUUGUUUCUGAAAGAUUUUUGGUGUCUAGUGAAUAUGUAAUUACAGAAGACAUAAAGGAAACCAAAUUUCAUUUCUCUAAACUGAAAAGAAGACAAGAUAUAGAAAAAAGGAGAAAAUUUAAAAAAAUAGAAUGGAUGAGGCAAAUGUACAAUUCAGGACAGCUGGAGGCUAAGUCAACAAAUCUAGAAACUCUAAGCUUAAUUCACAGAGCAUCCAAGGGGCUAAUACGAUCUAUUGAAAAUGGUGGAAUAGAUUCUGUGAUGGAAUGGGAAGUGGAUGAAGUGCUGAACUGGACAAAUACGCUGAACUUUGAUGAGUACGUUGCCAACUGGAAGGAAAUGGCUACAAGCGACUCUUCAGUUAACUUCAAAAGUUCCAAGUUUGAACGAGAACCGAAAAAUAUAUAUGAUUAUGCAGCAAUGUCAGAGGGCAUGGGAACAUCAGAUAAUGCUUAUGAAGUUGAAAAUACUGAUGAAGAACCAAAUUUUACUAGAUUAACACCUAGUUCCCUUUAUGAAACAUAAAUGUAUUCUUUUCUUUUUUGAGCUAUAGCCCUUCCCACACUGAUUACUUUAGCUACAGUUACUAGUAAGAGGUUAUUCUGACUAGAAUGACAUAUUCUUGGCACAGAAUCUACCCAAUUAAGGAAGAGUAAAUAGAAAAAGAACAUGGGACUGGGUAGAAAAUACAGAAAUUAUUUUUGGUACUCUGAAAACUGUAAUAUUCUAUCACACUUAAAUAUACUUAGGUGCGAAAAUCUUCAGCUUCUUUUUCUUCCUUUUUGAAGCAUCUUUUAUUUGAGCGAUCACAUGAGGCAGAAUUCUUUUCCCGUU